This is a messenger RNA of Xyrauchen texanus (razorback sucker), 1285 nucleotides long. RefSeq lists its product as uncharacterized. Gene Ontology annotation, cellular component: nucleus; transcription regulator complex. The record is from RefSeq and is a predicted model, not a curated record. NCBI's taxonomy places the organism in Eukaryota, Metazoa, Chordata, Actinopteri, Cypriniformes, Catostomidae. Bases 156 to 956 code for a protein of 266 amino acids. Gene Ontology annotation, biological process: regulation of transcription by RNA polymerase II. The transcript has 2 exons.
AGAAGAAAAAAAUAGAAGACGAUGUUCACUGAAACGAUUUUGCAAAUGUGACAGCUCUUAAAAUGUCCGUUUCCCUGGCCAGUGCCACUGAACGAGGGAGCUGAUUGAAAUACACUUGGAGAGAGACGCACCUGAGAUUAUACACAAGUAACAACAUGAACACAUUAGAGACCAGAGUUGCAGAGCUGGUGCAAACAUACCCACAUCUUUACGACCGUUCACGUAGAGACUUUCGAGAUUCAGGGAUGAGCUGGAACUCUUGGAAGGAAAUUGCUUCAAAGCUUGGCGUCGAUGACCCGAAAUUAUGCAAAGCAACAUGGAAAAACAUCCGAGACAAAUUUGGAAAAGCAAUGAAAAGGAUGAAGUGCAAAAAUGCAGAUGAGGCGUCGAACACGAAAGUACCCAGGCUGUUCUUGGAAAUGUCCUGGCUCGAACCUUAUGUCCGGCACCGACAAACUGUGUCCAACAUGACAUCUGUAAAACAGGUUCAAACUGAUAAACCUUCAAAACAAAUGAUGGGUGAUGUAUCAUCUCCAUCCACAGCACCAUCAGCCGGUCCAUCCUCUGGUGUAACCAGUGACAGUGAAGCAGAGGAGCGGUGUGCAACUAUUUUUUUGGAUGGCUUUGGCACUUCAAUACUGGAGAGAUCAAGCACACAAUGCAAAGCUGAUGCAAGUUCAGUGAUCAUGUCAACCACUUCAUCAACCCCAUCUGAACCACGCAACAGAAGGAAAAGGAGAAGGGAUGAUGCUGAAGACACAGACAUUAAACAAGUACUUGCUUUCCUGGAGAAGGAAAAAUCUGACAUUUUUGAUAGGCACGCCCAGAUAGUUGCUGAUUUUAUGCGCAAACUGCCACCACGGCACUGUGCCGUCUUUAAAAAAUGCCUACAGGACGUGAUGUUUGACAUUGAGAUGCAAGUGCUGGAAGAACAGAGCACUAAAACACCACAGUAGUGACUGUUUAUUUUAUUUGUUUUUCUUUGACAAAAAUGUUUUUUUUGUUUUUUUUUUUAACCUUUCUGUAAUUUGUUUUUUCUUUACAUAAACACUUUGUUGUAACAGCCUGUUGUUGUUUUAAAUAUGUAAAUAAGCUUAUCUAAAGUUAAAUACACUUUCUGUAAUAAAAAAAAAAUCAUAAAAAACAAAACAAUAUUUAAAGGUAAAUCAUGACUAAUUUUGUUUUUUUUUUAUCAAACCCGUCUUUCAGUAUCUUUGGUUAACCUGUUUAUUUGUGCAUAAUAUAAGACUACUUUGGAUGACAGGCGUAAUUGUUUUUCCUUAUA